GCUAAGCAUCGCCAGGUUCCACCGUCUACAGCACCCUCAAGACCAUCAGCGCCUACGUGAACGCCCGGCGGGUCAGCGUCUUCCUGUCCAUGCCCACGGGCGAGAUUCAGACCGACGCCAUCGUGCGGGACGCGCUGGCGGCCGGCAAGGAGGUCUUCAUCCCCUACCUCCACAAGAACCCGGUCGAGGGCCCCGGUCUGCCCGCGCGGGUCAUGGACAUGGUCCGCCUGAGAGACCUCGCCGACUACGAGUCGCUGCAGCCGGACAAAUGGGGCAUCCCGAGCAUCGACCCGGCCAGCGUGCCCGCGAGGCAGCGCGUGUUCGGCGGGCCCGACGCCCCGCACUCCGACAGCACGCUGCUGGACCUCGUGCUCAUGCCGGGCGUCGCCUUCGACGCCGACCCGGACAGCGGCGCCAUCCGGCGGCUCGGGCACGGCAAGGGCUUCUAUGACUACUUUCUCUUUCGGCACAGGCUGAAGGCGGGUUCGCUUGGGCGGCAAGAGCCCCCUGCAUUGCUUCUCGGCUUAGCCCUGUCUGAGCAGUUCCUAUCUCCAUCCGAGGGGGCGGUACCUGUUGGUCCCCUGGAUCAACCUCUCGAUGGCCUCAUCCUCGGGAACGGCGAGAUCAAGGGCCCGCUCGCUCCUGCAAAUAAAACAGCCUAAUCCCAUGCCUGUUUUGCCGUGCGCCAUCCAUGCGCCAGUAUUUGUUGUCCCCUGGUAUCCUACUUCGUCGUAACCGCCAUUUUCUUUUUUGGCAUUGUAAAAACCGAAUUGCGUUGUUCGUGCGCGU
Thermothielavioides terrestris NRRL 8126 is the source of this 789-nucleotide messenger RNA. RefSeq lists its product as uncharacterized. Gene Ontology annotation, biological process: folic acid-containing compound biosynthetic process; tetrahydrofolate interconversion. Lineage: Eukaryota; Fungi; Ascomycota; Sordariomycetes; Sordariales; Chaetomiaceae. The coding region runs from base 90 to 662 and encodes 190 amino acids. The record is from RefSeq and is a predicted model, not a curated record. Gene Ontology annotation, cellular component: mitochondrion. The transcript has a single exon. Gene Ontology annotation, molecular function: 5-formyltetrahydrofolate cyclo-ligase activity.